AUGUCUUUCGGACAGGGUCAAACGUCCAAGGUGCCCAAUACACCUCGAUGCCCAGUCGAGCCGGUGACCAUUGCACACAACCGUAAAGGUAAUCGUGCUGCAUUGAUCUUUCAAACGGACCCGGUAGAUACGCCCCCAGUCGCUGCGGCAGAUAAGUCGUCUGUACCAGUCUGGGCUACCGGUGGUCGACUUCAGUUAUCCAUCGAAGACUACAUUGAUUGUGCUAUGGUGGCCCAUCCGAAUGGAUUUCAAGCGCCUACAGACAAUGACACAUCUAUUCUCUCACCGAAUGUCCUAGGUCGUAAACGGUGCUGGAAUUCAGUAAUGCGGACGUGUCGCUAUUUAGAGAUCGUCUUGGAGAGUCGUCGUAAGAACUCGGUAAGUCCCAGGCGAUCGUUCAGUCCUUUGUGGUUUGAAUGA
This is a messenger RNA of Echinostoma caproni, 420 nucleotides long. Lineage: Eukaryota; Metazoa; Platyhelminthes; Trematoda; Plagiorchiida; Echinostomatidae. The record is from the annotation of a GenBank genome assembly.